AUGGACGUGACUCUCGGUGAUAGCCAAGAGUGGUUCCCGCUGUGGGCGUGGCGCAAAUACGAAAAGAAGCAGUUGAAGGAGUUGAUGAUGGUUUGUACGAUUGAAGAGAGGGAUGAAGAAGCUGCGGAGAGGACGCUUAAGGUCGCUCUUUGUUGUGUGCAAUAUCGGCCGGAGACUCGGCCGGUGAUGAGCAUCGUUGUCAAAAUGUUGGAAGGUGCAUUAGAGGUUCCGGAGCCGUUGAAUCCUUUUUCGCAUUUGAUUUCAGGGGUUAACGAGGCUGGUGAUUCUUUGGCUCGAAUGGCGUGGAAUGUUGGUGGUUCUGAUUGGUCCACAUCUGAAGUCGUCACUAAAUCUACUGUAGUUGGGGGAACACCUCUCAUGAAGAAAUAUGAGAUCACAAUGGCCUCUGUGUAG
This is a messenger RNA of Cynara cardunculus var. scolymus (artichoke), 414 nucleotides long. RefSeq names its product G-type lectin S-receptor-like serine/threonine-protein kinase At1g34300. NCBI's taxonomy places the organism in Eukaryota, Viridiplantae, Streptophyta, Magnoliopsida, Asterales, Asteraceae. Bases 1 to 414 code for a protein of 137 amino acids. Gene Ontology annotation, molecular function: protein kinase activity. The record is from RefSeq and is a predicted model, not a curated record. The transcript has a single exon.